AUGAGUACUCCGGCAAAUUUAUAUCCUGGUUUAAAUGACAUCGCAGACGUAUUGGAAGAAUAUCCAAUAGAAACAUCCCGUUAUUUAACUUUAUUGCAUGAGAUCGAUGCAAAAUGUAUAUAUUCAAGACCAGAUCUAAAUGAUAAAAUCGAUUCUUUCUUAAAGGAAUCAUUUGAUAAGAGUAAAUUACCAGUUGAAGAAUUCAAAUCAAAGAAACUUGGAUCAUUGUCUCAAAUUAAUACAUUAUUUGAAGAACUAAUGCCUUCAUUAGAAGAAAAGAUGCAUGUGUCUUCAAUAAUGCUUGAAUCAUUACAAGCAUUAAAUAAUAGAUUAGAAUUAGCAUAUGAAGUGGCAUUACGAAAUCAAGAAAUCCCAACAAGAUUACGUUUAGGGAAUGAUAACCAUCCUGCCAUGCAUUUACAUCAUGAGUUAAUGGAUAAAAUAGAGAAUAAGAGUGCAGCUAAAUCUUCACAGGCCUUAAAGAGUGAAUCAAGAAGAGAGGCUAUGGCAGCACAGAAGAAGCAAAACCAAAAACCAGCCCAACAGUCACAGGCACAACAGUCAGCUUCAGAAGAUGAUAAAACUACUACAAAACCCAAAAGAGUUGCAAAUGGAUCCAGUAAUGAACCGAAGAGGAGAAAGAGAAGAGUUAACACUGAAGUUCUUGCUAAGAAACAAGAGACCAAACCAAUACCAGCUGCUGUAGAGCCAGUUGUUACGUCUGUAUAUGCUGAUAGACCAAAAACAAAUGACUAUGGUGAACCGUUAUACUGUUAUUGUAAUCAAGUAGCAUAUGGUGAAAUGGUUGGAUGUGACGGUGAUAGUUGUGAAUUAGAAUGGUUUCAUUUACCAUGUAUCGGUUUAGAGACACUUCCAAAGGGGAAAUGGUACUGUAAAGAUUGUCAAAACAAACUGAAAUUGAAACAGUAG
Maudiozyma saulgeensis is the source of this 930-nucleotide messenger RNA. The record is from the annotation of a GenBank genome assembly. Lineage: Eukaryota; Fungi; Ascomycota; Saccharomycetes; Saccharomycetales; Saccharomycetaceae.